CAAAAGUCACUCCAGUGUCAACCUAACAGUCAGCUCGUUCACUUCAUAAAAUACAUUACCAUAAAUUCAAAAUUCUUGUGAAAUUAAUACUAUGUUCAUUAAAUAUUACCAUCACAAAUCAUACAGUUUACUUUUAAUGCUAAAUAUAAAAUUUUAGUGAAUAGAAUCUAAUAAUUAUGGAGAAACCGGCUGAUUUUACUUUCAUGCAUUUUGGUCUUUUACGAGAAGCAAAGCCUGAAAAUGUACAAACAGUUCGUAUUGGUGCACCUGCCCGUGGGCCGCAUAAUAAACUAGCGACACGUGCAGUUUGGUUGAAUAACAAUCGCCUUAAAUCGUUUAAAUAUUUGGAUAUUUUUAUCAACUCCAUUCUGGAGGAGCCGAUUAACUUGACCUGGUUGGAUUUGUCAUUUAAUAAAUUAACUGAUGUUGAUAAUAGUAUUUUAAGAUUUCCGUUUUUAAGGAUUUUAUAUUUACACGGUAAUAAAAUAUCGGAUCCUAAAGAAAUAGUAAAACUGAAAAGCAUGCCUGAAUUGCGGGCUCUGACUGUUCACGGUAAUCCUGUUUACAGUAAAAAGUCUUAUAGGCAGUAUAUGAUUUCAAUGUUACCACAAUUGGUUAGUUUGGACUUUACACGGAUAACAGCUCCUGAAAGAGAUUACGCCACAGCAGUACGACAUGAUAUUGAAGCGUAAUAUAACCUUAUUCUAACCUCAAAAGUUUAAAAAAUAAAAGUAUGAAAUUUUAAAA
This is a messenger RNA of Dalotia coriaria, 747 nucleotides long. RefSeq names its product leucine-rich repeat-containing protein 51-like. The coding region runs from base 177 to 692 and encodes 171 amino acids. The record is from RefSeq and is a predicted model, not a curated record. The transcript is spliced from 4 exons. NCBI's taxonomy places the organism in Eukaryota, Metazoa, Arthropoda, Insecta, Coleoptera, Staphylinidae. Gene Ontology annotation, molecular function: protein binding.